AAUUCUUUUACCAAAACGCACCACACUUGUUACCAAAAGGAGACGCACCGCACUGAUAGCCGACCAUCCUACAAACCCUACAGCUCGGUACUCCCACCCAUGGCGGCCCACCUCCACCUCUCUUCUCCCUUCUCCACCGGCCUCCCACUCAAAUCUCCGCGCCGUCCCCGAAGAAUCCCCUCCCGUUCUUCCCUCCCCGCUCCUGUCUCCGCCCGCUCCGCCAGCCGCCCCCUCCGCGCCGCCGUCAUCGGCGGCGGCCCGGCCGGCGCCUCCGCCGCUGAGGCCCUCGCCGGCGGCGGCGUGGAGACCUACCUCAUCGAGCGCAGCCCGGCCGGGUCCAAGCCCUGCGGCGGCGCCAUCCCCCUCUGCAUGCUCGACGAGUUCUCCAUCCCCGCCCACCUAGUCGACCGCCGCGUCACCGGCAUGCGCAUCCUCUCCCCCUCCAACCUCGCCGUCGACUUCACGCGGCGCCCACCUCCUCCCCGGCCUCUUCACCUCCCUCGAACCCCCAUCCUCCCUCUCCUCCGGCGAGCCCUAUUUAAUUCACUAUACAUCAUCCCCCGCCCCCGGCACCCUCGCCGGAACCCCCUCCACCCUCGCCGUCGACGUUGUCGUCGGCGCCGACGGGGCCAACAGCCGCGUUGCCCGAUCCGUCUCCGCCGGCACCUACUCCUCAGCCAUCGCCUUCCAGGAGCGGAUCCGCCUCCCACCGGAGAAGAUGGCCCACUACGAGGACCUCGCCGAGAUAUACGUCGGCAGCGACGUGUCGCCGGACUUCUACGGGUGGGUCUUCCCCAAGUGCGACCACGUUGCGGUGGGCACCGGCACGGUGAUGUCCAAGCCAGAGAUCAAGAAGUACCAGGCCGGGAUCCGGGCCCGGGUCUGGUCGAAGAUCGCCGGUGGGGAGGUGAUCAAGGUGGAGGCGCACCCGAUCCCGGAGCACCCACGGCCGCGGCGGGUGGUGGGGCGGGUGGCACUCGUCGGCGACGCCGCUGGGUACGUGACGAAGUGCUCCGGCGAGGGUAUCUACUUCGCCGCCAAGUCGGGGAGGAUGUGCGGCGAGGCGAUCGCCAGGAUUUGGAACGACAACAGCAAGGAUGUGGUGACCGAAGAGGAAUUGAAGAGAGAGUACUUGAGGAAAUGGGACAGAGAGUACCUGUGGAUGUUCCGGUUCUUGGAUCUCCUGCAGAGGGUAUUCUACGGGAGUAACGCUGCGAAGGAGGCGCUUGUGGAGCUCUGCGGGGACGAGUAUGUGCAGAGGAUGACCUUCGAGAGCUAUUUGUAUAAGAGGAUGGCGGUGGGGGAUUGGCGGAAGGACUUGGGGUUGGUGUGGAGGACGGUAGGGAGUUUGGCGAAGGCGGGAAUUAUGGGGAAGGAGGUGGAGAGGUUGAGGACCUUAGCGGAGUGCUAGCUAUGUUCCGAGAGUUCCUCUUUUAUUAUUUUGAACUCUGCUUUUAAUUUUGUCCAUAUGUGAUGUAUAUGUCUGUGUGGAAGGGCCAAGGCUGCAUUUGGUAGCUGGUAUCUAUUUAGUUUACUGAUAAUUUAAAGUGGGCUCAAUUUAUAGGUCAAAUAUUAAAAUUUUUAUAAAUGUGAUGAAGAGUGAGGAGGAGGUUCAGUUUGUAGAUCUUAUCGAAUUUGAGAGUAACAAUUAUAUUCUUCAAACUCCUAUUGAUCAUCCU
Messenger RNA from Elaeis guineensis (African oil palm), 1679 nucleotides. RefSeq lists its product as uncharacterized. Gene Ontology annotation, cellular component: chloroplast thylakoid membrane. The record is from RefSeq and is a predicted model, not a curated record. Gene Ontology annotation, biological process: chlorophyll biosynthetic process; photosynthesis. Lineage: Eukaryota; Viridiplantae; Streptophyta; Magnoliopsida; Arecales; Arecaceae. Gene Ontology annotation, molecular function: oxidoreductase activity, acting on the CH-CH group of donors, NAD or NADP as acceptor.